Messenger RNA from Malus domestica (apple), 813 nucleotides. NCBI's taxonomy places the organism in Eukaryota, Viridiplantae, Streptophyta, Magnoliopsida, Rosales, Rosaceae. The record is from RefSeq and is a predicted model, not a curated record.
GCGUGGGUGCCAAAUUUGCAAUAGGGUUGGUCACACUGCAGCUACAUGUUUCGACAGGGGUACUUCUCCUAUGCCCAUGUCUCAGCCUAUGUAUCAGUCUUACCAGUUUCAGGCUCCUGCUCCUGUUCAACAAUAUCAGUCUCAACAAUUUCAAGCUCCUGCUCCGAUUCAACAAAUGCAUCCACCCUAUGUGCAGCAUCAGAACAUGUCACAACAAGCUACUUCUCCCGUUGCUUUCACUGCAAGAACUAACUUCUCACCUUCUGCACCUCCGCAAGAGUAUUGGCUGCUUGAUUCUGGUGCUACCAAUCAUAUGACCUCUGAUCUGUCCUGUCUACAAGCUCCUACCCCAUAUCCAUCCACUAAAACUGUAACUGGGGUUAAUGGACAAGGUCACCAACAAGGUUCUCUUUCAAGGACUGAGUAACAAUGCUGUUUACCCACUUCCUUUGCUCAAACAACCAUAGGUCAAACCUGCUGCUUAUCUUGGCCAGAAAGUUAAUACUACCCUGUGGCAUUGCAGAUUGGGUCAUCCCACCAAUUAUGUAGUUCAAUCUGCUCUUAGUAAGGCAGAUAUUUCUUUCCAUUGUCAUUCUGUUCCUCAACCAUGUACCUCUUGCUUACAAGGCAAGUUUACAAAAUUACCAUUCCCAUUAGCAGCAUCUAAGUCCAAUGUACCAUUUGAAGUCAUUCACACAGAUGUGUGGGGCCCUGCACCUAUCAUGUCUAUAGAGGGUUAUAGGUACUAUGUGUCUUUCAUAGAUGAAUGUACAAGAUAUACAUGGAUUUUUCCAAUCAUGAAUAAAGCUGCAG